AUGGAUAGAAUCUACGGCCAGGCCCUGUUAACCAUCGUCUUCCUAGCUGGCUCCGACGUCAACUGUGCACUUCCUGGCGUCGCCACCGGAUCUCGCACACCGUCGCAGUCACCUGUGCAGCUAGGAUCCCUGAUAUUGGCUCCUGAACUGCGAAGCCUUGCGGCUACGGUUGAAUCGUCUACAUGGCGAAGCCGAGGUUGGACAUUCCAGGAAGGAAUGCUUUCCAGGAAACGCUUAUAUUUCUCCGACUCUCAAGUUUAUUGGCAUUGCUCUGCGGCGCAUCGCUCAGAAGAUGGAGAAGAAAGUCCGGCAGGAGAGCUUUCAUCUUGGAGCAUGAACCCUUUAGAACGGCAGGUCAGCCACGACCCCAGACUAAGGUUCAACGUCUACGAAUCACUGGUCAAACAGUACACUCGACGGACGCUGACAUAUCCGUCUGAUUCUCUGAAUGCAUUCGUUGGAAUCCUCUCCGCAAUCGAGGAGUCGUUUGGAUGGCGAUUUGCGAGCGCCCUACCCGAAAAUCUGUUCGACUUUGCUCUCCUCUGGUCACCCAUGUGGCAAAGCCAACUACGACCAAGGGAGCCACUUGGUUCAGCUUGCAGGUCACCAACCUGGUGCUGGACGGCCUGGGAAUAUGACAUCUACUGGGAUCCUUGGCGACUUGACUCUUACGCCGGAAAGCGUGUGACACUUAAGUCUGAAGUGAGGGAUUUCAUCAUAAUGGACAAGGUUGGGGGGCGCAAGAUUGUCCGAGAGGAUCACAGUCUCCGAGAAGCUCUCCCCAAUUCUUUGCCAGCCCUGUCCGAGGCACCAGAACUUACGGCCUUGAACGAGAACUCUACUGCUUAUGCACUGGUCUUUGAAUCUCUCAGUCUAGGAGCCGAUAUAUACACAAUCUCAUCGCCCCGUCCAGAAUUGUCCAGGACAUUAUCGCGCCCCUUCUCAGGCUCCUUCACCAACACGUUACAUUGCCAACUUUGGAUCUAUGAUGCAGCAGGGUAUCAUUGUGGAACACUUAGGGGAUUCAAUUCAUGGAAACCUUGCCCAGAUUCCGCUUAUGAGUUUGUCCUACUCUCACGCAGCGACCAAGACAAGAUUAUUCAGGCAGAUGUUGACGGCUAUCGCGACCAUCUACCCCCGGAGUACCCCUCAGCUGAUGAAUACUAUGAAGAGAUUUUUGAUACAAGCAUUUACCAGUACAAGAGUUGGUGGGCUCUGAAUAUCUUGCUAGUGGAGCGAAAAGGAGAUUUGUCGCAGCGGCUGGCUGUUGGGCAAUUGCACGCCGAUGCUUGGGACGCGGACAGGCAGAAGAUGAAGAGUUUCGUUCUUGUGUAG
Fusarium falciforme is the source of this 1335-nucleotide messenger RNA. Its product is annotated as HET domain-containing protein. Bases 1 to 1335 code for a protein of 444 amino acids. The transcript has a single exon. The record is from RefSeq and is a predicted model, not a curated record. NCBI's taxonomy places the organism in Eukaryota, Fungi, Ascomycota, Sordariomycetes, Hypocreales, Nectriaceae.